CGGAAGUGGCUUGCGCACGUCGAACCGUGGGCGACUCUUCACCGAGGCGUAGGGGCGCCAUGGCCACAGACGAAGAUGAGUUGAAUCUUCUGGUUAUCAUAGUUGACACCAACCCGAUUUGGUGGGGAAAGCAAGCAUUAAAGGGAUCUCAGUUUACUUUGUCCAAGUGCAUGGAUGCUGUGAUGGUGCUGGCGAAUUCCCACCUCUUCAUGAACCGCUCCAACCAGCUGGCUGUGAUAGCCAGUCACAUCCAGGAAAGCCGAUUCUUAUACCCGGGGAAGAAUGGCAGACUUGGAGACUUCUUCGGAGACCCUGGCAACCCGCUUCCUGACUGUAAUCCCUCUGGGAGUAAAGACGGGAAAUACGAAUUGUUGACAGCCGCAAAUGAGGUGAUCGCCGAGGAGAUCAAAGAUCUGAUGACCAAAAGUGACAUAAAGGGCCAGCACACAGAGACACUGCUAGCAGGAUCCCUCGCCAAAGCCCUUUGCUACAUUCACAGAGUGAACAAGGCAGUUAAAGAUAAUCAGGAGAUGAAAUCAAGGAUAUUGGUGAUCAAGGCUGCAGAGGACAGUGCGCUGCAGUACAUGAACUUCAUGAACGUCAUCUUUGCUGCUCAGAAGCAGAAUAUUCUCAUUGAUGCCUGCGUCCUAGACUCGGAUUCAGGGCUCCUCCAACAGGCUUGUGACAUCACAGGGGGAUUGUACCUGAAGGUGCCUCAGAUGCCUUCCCUCCUGCAGUACUUACUGUGGGUUUUUCUUCCGGAUCAAGAUCAGCGAUCUCAGCUAAUUCUCCCGCCUCCAAUCCACGUGGACUACAGGGCUGCCUGCUUCUGUCACCGAAGUCUCAUUGAGAUUGGCUAUGUCUGCUCCGUGUGUCUGUCCAUUUUCUGCAAUUUCAGCCCCAUCUGUACCACAUGCGAGACAGCCUUUAAGAUCUCCCUCCCUCCUGUACUGAAGGCUAAGAAAAAGAAACAGAAGGUGGCCCUGUGAUGAGCUGUGCAUUUCCUGAUCCUGCUGCAGCCAGCUCUCCCUGGAGGGCGCUGCUCUCAUCCUGUGCUUGUAGGGCGGAGCUGACGUGCACCCCAAGCCUCCCAUAUUCCAUGGAAAGGGGACAAGCACAGGGUUAACACUUUCUGUCUGUUGUUCUAAGGUAGCAGUUGCUUAGCAGAAGCCGGCUGGGCCUGGUUUAUCUGUUGUUGCUCAGUUCCUUGGCAGGGUGUUGAAUCCCCGCCUUGCAGGUCCUCGGCCAGCACCCCACUGCUCCGCUGCAGCCGCCUGGGAUUUUGAUCUUAGGUCGUCCUCCCUCACAGCUUGUCGUCUACAUCCUGGGCUUUCUGUACUAAAAGGUGGGCAGUGUGUGAAGUUGGAACGCCACUCAGAAAGUUGGACUGGAAUCCUGAGUCAGGAAGGUUUUGGGUUUGGAUCCUGCCUGGGAUGUGCGCAUAUAUAUAUAUAUAUAUAUAUAUAUAUAUAUAUAUAUAUAUAUGUGUAUGUAUAUAUAUAUAUAUGCAUAUAUGACCCUGUCUUUUAAGAGAAUGAACAUUUUACUUCAAA
Molecule: messenger RNA, 1553 nt
Organism: Myodes glareolus (Bank vole)
Lineage: Eukaryota; Metazoa; Chordata; Mammalia; Rodentia; Cricetidae
Gene: Gtf2h3
Product: general transcription factor IIH subunit 3
Biological process (GO): regulation of DNA-templated transcription; nucleotide-excision repair
Cellular component (GO): transcription factor TFIIH core complex; transcription factor TFIIH holo complex
Source: RefSeq, a predicted model, not a curated record